Messenger RNA from Eurytemora carolleeae, 1139 nucleotides. Its product is annotated as GDP-D-glucose phosphorylase 1. Gene Ontology annotation, molecular function: GDP-D-glucose phosphorylase activity. Lineage: Eukaryota; Metazoa; Arthropoda; Copepoda; Calanoida; Temoridae. Gene Ontology annotation, cellular component: cytoplasm. The coding region runs from base 1 to 618 and encodes 205 amino acids. The transcript is spliced from 7 exons. The record is from RefSeq and is a predicted model, not a curated record. Gene Ontology annotation, biological process: glucose metabolic process.
AUGGAAGGAUUUUGGACGGUAUACGGUAGAAACAAUAAAAUCUUUAUUGUAAAGAAGAAGAUAAUUUUUGUAUUUCAGACAGCUAAACUAAGUACACUUCAAACCUCCAAUAUAUCAGAAAAUUUGGAAAAAGGGAAAAAUGAAGCUCUUGGUGGGAAUGAAGGAGUACAGGACGGGGAGGACGAAGAUCAUGACGGGAAUAACGGAAAUGUUUAUGUUCUCCGACCUGAAGUAUAUCCGGCUCCCGCCUUCGUAUUCCUGCUCCGAUCUAAGAAUCAGAUUCAGAAAACAUCAAGGUUGAUUCACAGAUUAACCAGUUAUCUCACCAACUCGGAAAUUGCACACAAUGUUUUUAUUGUCAGGGGAUCAGACGUGAAUGGCAAUGGUUCUGAAUACGUAAGGGUGUUUGUGUGGGCCCGAAGCAGUAUCCUAGGUGUCAAGGAGAUUGGAGAUUUUGUGAUGGCAGUUUGUGAGCUCUCAGGCCAAAUACUCGUAUACUCGGAAGAACAUUAUAAAAAUUUGAAAGAAGAAGAAGUUGUUGAAGCGCAGACAACUGCUGUACUUGACACUUAUCUAAGGGUUCUACCGGAGGUAGAGGAACUGUUUGCGGUCAACUAGACCUGGGCAAAGUUCUGUUAACUUUAUAAUAACAUGCGUUUCCAGUCACUUGUGACCUAAAAAAUUAAGUUUUUCAAGAUGUGACUUUUGAUGCCUUUCUCGGCUUAAGGUGCUCGUUUUUGUUGUUGAUCUUCUAUAUGUGAAAGAAGCUUUUUUAGUGAUUAUUUUUGAAAAAGCUAAAUGAACUAAACCCUGCUUCAAAGCACUCUAAAAUACAUGUAAUUCUGAUGCAAAUCUGACAGUCUAUCCGAUCCAGGACCGACUAUCAGUUAAGAAUUUAUAUUUUGCAUUUAAAACUCAACACUUCUUCUGUUAUUUGAUAACUCAUACCUUUAACAUUUUAGUCCUGACCUUUUUUCUUGAGUAAUUGUUUUAAACAAACUAAAGUUGUAAAGAUACUUGAAAAACAUUUGUGAAUAACUUAACGACUGUGAUACUUUUUAUGAUAUUAUAAUUUUUUUACCUCUCCAUAAAAAAAGAGAGCAUUUUUUAAACAUAUUUUAAACUAAUAUUUUUUCAGA